Molecule: messenger RNA, 588 nt
Organism: Octodon degus (degu)
Lineage: Eukaryota; Metazoa; Chordata; Mammalia; Rodentia; Octodontidae
Product: U1 small nuclear ribonucleoprotein A-like
Exons: 2
Coding region: 1-588 (195 amino acids)
Biological process (GO): mRNA splicing, via spliceosome
Cellular component (GO): U1 snRNP
Molecular function (GO): U1 snRNA binding
Source: RefSeq, a predicted model, not a curated record
AUGAGCAACCUCAAUAAGAAGAUCAAGAAAGAUGAGCUGAAAGAGUCCCUGUAUGCCAUCUUCUCCCAGUUUGGCCAGAUCCUGGAGAUUCUGUUGUCUUGGAGCCUGAAAAUGAGAGGGCAGGCUUUUGUCAUCUUCAAGGAGGUCAGCAGUGCCACCAAUGCCCUGCACUCCAUACAAGGUUUCCCUUUCUCCAACAAGACAAUGUGCAUCCAGUAUGCCACAACUGACUCAGACAUCAUUGCCAAGAUGAAGGGUACUUUUGUGGAGUGGGUCUGCAAAUGGGAGUUAAGAAAGCCCAAGAGCCAGCAGAUGCCAUCUGCCAAGAAGGCUGUGCAGGUUGGGGCAGCAGCCCCUGUGGUGGGAACUGUCCAGGGCCCUUCUGUCUUGGAGAAUCCACCAAAUCACAUCCUGUUCCUGACCAACCUGCCAGAAGAGACCAACAAGCUCCUGUUGUCCAUGCUUUUCAACCAGUUCCCUGACUUCAAGGAGGUCUUUCUGGUGCCAUGGGGGCACGGUAUCGCCUUCGUGGAGUUUGACAAUGAAGUGCAGGCCAGGGCCUGCUUGAGAUGCCCUGAAGGGCUUUAA